This is a messenger RNA of Kwoniella mangroviensis CBS 8507, 2592 nucleotides long. RefSeq lists its product as uncharacterized. Gene Ontology annotation, biological process: protein import into nucleus. Gene Ontology annotation, cellular component: nucleus; cytoplasm. Lineage: Eukaryota; Fungi; Basidiomycota; Tremellomycetes; Tremellales; Cryptococcaceae. Gene Ontology annotation, molecular function: nuclear import signal receptor activity; small GTPase binding. The transcript is spliced from 10 exons. Bases 1 to 2592 code for a protein of 863 amino acids. The record is from RefSeq and is a predicted model, not a curated record.
AUGAACGCGGCUCAGCUGCUCCAAGAUUCCUUGUCACCCAACCAAGCUGCUCGAGAAUCAGCUACUCAGCAACUCGAAACCGCUGCCAGGGAUAAUUUCCACGGAUACCUUCACACACUCGCAGUAGAAUUGGCAAAUGAAUCACAAGAUCUGAAUGUCCGUUAUGCUGCAGGUCUGGCAUUCAAGAACGCUAUCGCCGCUAGGGACGCCAUAAACCAACCUCAAUUGACAGAAAGAUGGUUAGCACUUCCUGACACGGCUACAGCUCCAUUGAAACAAUCUGUACUUUCAACCCUUGGUUCGCCUCAACAUCGUGCAGGUGCAGUCGCCGCUACCUGUGUAUCAGCAAUUGCGGCAAUCGAAUUACCAGUUAACAAAUGGCCAGAAUUGAUCCCUCAAUUACUGGAGUUUGUAGGUAAUCAGGAGAACCAAGGGCUGAGGGUGGCUACCCUUCAAGCAGUCGGAUUCAUUUGUGAAGUGAUUGAUCCCGAAAUCCUUUCUGCACGAUCGAAUGAGAUUCUUACUGCCGUUGUACAAGGAGCUCGAAAGGAGGAACCCAGUCAUGAAGUGCAGCAUGCUGCUAUCCAGGCCUUACUUAACUCAUUAGAGUUCAUUAGGGACAACUUUGAACGAGAGGGCGAACGAAAUUACAUCAUGCAAGUAGUAUGCGAGGCUACUCAGAGCCCAGCAGUUACUGUCCAAGUUGGUGCAUUCGAAUGUCUCGUCAGAAUAAUGCAUUUGUACUACGAAAAGAUGGAUUUCUACAUGGAACGAGCUCUCUUUGGGUUGACAAUCAUGGGUAUGAAACAUCACGAGGAACCCGUUGCCCUUCAAGCCAUCGAGUUCUGGAGUACAGUGUGUGAAGAGGAAAUUGAUUUGGCUCAGGCAGCGAUGGAGGUGAAAGGAGAACAGCCGCUCUACGUAUCGAAAGGUUUCGCCAAAGCUGCUCUUCCCGAUAUCCUUCCCGUACUUCUCGAAUUACUUUGUCAACAGAACGAAGACGAUGACGAAGAUGAUUGGACAAAAGCAAUGGCUGCUGGUUGUUGUUUAGAAUUACUCGCGAAUAAUGUUGGCAAUGAUAUUGUCCAACCGGUCGUACCAUUCGUUGAAGCUGGUAUAACACAAUCCGACUGGCAACGUCGAGAAGCUGCUGUCAUGGCUUUCGGUUCGAUUCUUGAUGGUCCUGAUCCCGAGGUCCUUGCUCCUCUCGUCACUCAAGCUCUCGGUGCCCUUAUCGGAAUGAUGCAAUCCGACCCUAGUCUGCAAGUACGAGAUACGGUUGCUUGGACAUUAAGCAAGAUCUGUGAGAACAUGCUUCAAGUCAUCGAUCCCGCUGUUCACCUUCGAAACCUCAUCACCGCUCUCGUCAUCGGUCUUAACGCUUCCCCUCGAACUUGCAACAGUUGUUGUGCUGCUCUCAACAGCUUAGUGGUGCAGAUUUCAGGCGAUGCAGAUCUGUUAGGGGACGAUGUGCAGACGUCACCCAUGUCCGAAUACUACUCUGGUAUAUUGAAGGAGUUGAUGCCUAUUGCCGAAAGACCCACCAACCACGCCAACAGUCGAAGUGCCGCUUACCAAACGAUAUCCGUAUUCCUCGGCUCAUCCGCCAAUGAUACUCUCCCAGUCGUUCAGGAAGUCGCUGUUGCCAUGCUCGCUCGACAAGAAGCUCUUUUGGGCAUGCAGAACCAGUUGGUAGGCAUGGACGAUCGAAACAACUGGAACGAUAUGCAGAUCAACCUUUGUGUCGUCAUCCAAUCUUUCAUCCGUCGAUCACCAUCGAUGGCUGCGCCAUUCGCCGACCGAAUCAUGACCAACUUGUUAGGCCUUAUCCAAGCUUCAGGUAAACAUGCUGGUGUUUUAGAGGAUGCUUUUGCUACUGUCGGUGGAUUAGCCAGUGCUCUUGAAGCCGGUUUCGUCAAAUACAUGGAUGCUUUCAGUCCUUUCCUCUUCUCCGCUCUCGGUUCUUUCGAAGACUGGCAAGUUGCCCAAGCCGCCGUAUACGUUGGAAGUGAUAUUGCCCGAGCUAUCAACGAAGCCUUGACUCCUUACGCCGAACGAUUAAUGGUUGCGCUCAUCGACCUGCUCCGAAGUCCCGUAGUUCAGAGACAAGUCAAACCUAAUGCUAUCACGACUAUUGGUGAAGUUGCCUUGGCGAUUGGAGGUGGAUUCCGGCCUUACCUCGAUACUACGAUGACCAUCCUUUCUCAAGCUGGAUCAACUUCUGCUGCUCCAGGUGACGAAGCUAUGAUUGACUUUGUGCAGACUAUGAGAGAGUCCAUCGUAGAUGCUUUCAUCGGUAUUAUGAAUGGUAUAAAGGACAGCGAUGCUUCCGCAAUGCAACCUUACGUAUCUGGAAUUAUGGGAUUCCUGAAAACGUGUUGGUUGGACGAAGAUCGAAGCGACUCAUUCAGCACUGCAUCGCUCGGUUUGAUUGGUGAUUUCGCUGAAGCCUACAAGGGAUCCAUACGAGAUGAGCUCUUACAGGAUUGGGUAUCGCAAGCUGUUACUUGGGGUAGAACGAGAUCCGGUAACAAGCGAGCUAAGACUAAUGCAGCUUAUGCUCAACAGGCUAUCAAGAACGCUUCAAAAUAA